AUGCAGGCAUAUGUACGAUCUUUUAUUUGUUCGGAUGAACUUGGUGACGAAUUGUAUCGCAGUUUGAAAGACAAAGAAGACGAAUCCGUUGAUCAGCUGAUCUCAUUAAUUGGUGAUGAGUACGAGUUUGAGCAUAACACAUGGUCUGACGGUGUUAAAGAAGAUGAUGUGAAGGUGAUUAAGAGUCAUCCAGAGCUGCGAGAAUCCAGUGACGGUAACGAUUCUUCUGAUAUGGAUAAGGAAUAUGGGAAGGAAAGAAGGGGAUCAGGUGUCCGACAUUCUCGAGAAGCAAGAGGCCGACCAUUUAGGAGUCAUGAUGAGGGAGCAAAUGGUGGCCAGCCUAGCUCUGCCGGUGUGGCUGAUUUGGUUAGACUAGCUGCUCAGGCGUUUGAAUCACAGCUACUACCUAUGUUUGAGGGGUACAUGGAUAGUAUGAAAGACCACAUAUUUUCGGAAUUCCAAACCAUGAAGAAUGGAGUUUCCUCUGCGCGUGCGUCAAUUGCCUCGUUAGAAACUUUUGUUAAGGCAGAGUUUGCGAAUCUACAAAAUCCCUACGGGAAUGGUGUUUCAAAUUAUUCUAUGCUAGCCACUUCUGAAGUAUUCGAUAUGAACAAUUGGAGUUGGGUUGAUCCUGUCUUUCUUACCUUUUUCCAGGGGUUUUUUUCCACUGAUAAGGGAUGUGCUGCUACUGGAAGUCAGACCCCAGACUACGUGUCUGAGGAAUCCAUAGCUGUUACCUCAGAAGUAGCAGACAUACAUACAGAAGAUCCUCCUCUGUCAAAUCUCGAAAGUAGCAUAACCCAACCAGAGAUUAUGGUCUCAGCUGUUCAGCAGGUGAUAUUCGGGCAAGAAAUUAUGAUCCAUGUUUCCACGUUCAUGUGUUUUUCGUACAUGUCUCAUCUUGUUUUCUCGCACAGGGACCUCCAACGUUCAGUCCUGCAGAGAAUACUCAUGUUGUACAGGUAUAGUUCUAGUGGACGUCUUCAGAACUCUACUACCACCAGCCAACCUGAUGGCUUCUUACGCUACAGCAAACGAUCGCGUCAGAGUCCUGACAGACGGAUUGCAUUCCUCAAGGCUAUGGAGCAUGCUAAGAAUCAGCAACCCUCUGAACGUGACAGCUUUCAAAUUGACACGUUAAUGUCUUUCUUCGACUGCACCAAGGUGGCUUCUGAGAAGGCAGUUGAUCAUGUCCUGGCAUACAUCCGGAAGCGCAGGGAUGCUAAGGGUUCUUUCUCCUUCUCACCGUGUUUGCAGCAACCGUUUAUAAAACGCCCUCAAUGGUUCAAGAAGGUUGAUGUCGUCUACGUUCCCGUGAUUGUAAAGAAAAUCUACUGGGUUGGUCUUGUUGUUGAUCUCAAUGUCUGGGCGAUGUAUGUUGUUGCAUCAAACACCGCUUGUCCUUCCGAGUUAGAUCUUGCUUCUGUGGUAACACCACUUUCGAUUCUCCUUCCCCACCUGAUAGGUCGGUACAGCAACUCUAACAAGGCGCAAGAACUCAAUUUCGCACCCAUGACUAUUUCCCGUCUCGACAUUUCUGCACUCGAAGAGCAUCCAGGUCAGUGUUGUUCAGCUGUGGUGACCCUCAUGUUGUUAGAGAUGCAUGCGGUAGGAAAGCCGAUGAAUUCUCUUCAUUUCAGUGAAGAGCAGGUAAAGACAGCUGCAGAGAAUUAUGCAAUUGAAGCACUUCAGCUGUGUCAGCCCGGUAAACUUCCUUGUGCUGAGUAG
This is a messenger RNA of Eruca vesicaria subsp. sativa (arugula), 1728 nucleotides long. NCBI's taxonomy places the organism in Eukaryota, Viridiplantae, Streptophyta, Magnoliopsida, Brassicales, Brassicaceae. The record is from the annotation of a GenBank genome assembly.